ACACACACACACACAAAGUAAACAGGAUUUCCUGACUGAAACCAUCAGCAAAUUAAUGGUAGCAAGUCUGAGCUGCCAAGUCUUUGAAAGAAACUUCACGCUUCACACCUUACUGUAGUUCCAUGCACGAAGAUUUCCACUUAAGGUAACCACUUUUCCAGUGAUCCAGAGCCCUUCCCAGGAAGAAUGGUACAGGGUACAAUCCAUCCAUUCAUCACACUCAAGCACACACUGUAUUCACCCAAACAUUCACCAGAGGAAAGCUCACAAAAACACAGGCAAAGCACCACCUUCUGCAGACACAACAGCAAUCAUUCACAGUUCAUAUUCAAAUGGACUGUUUCUAUUUUUAAUUACUUUUGCAUGCAUCUCAAACUGUGUUUGACAUUUGCAAGGAUUUUGAACAAAUCAAAACAUCACUAGAUAUUUUUUUGCAUGUAUUGUGAAAUAAAGUCACAUGAUAUGUAGUAUGCUUGGUAUGCAAAUACUUUGCUGAAAAUCAAUUGACAUUAACAUUGAUAGAACACCUUAGUGGUACUGCAGGAUGCAUCCCCCACAAAGGCUGACAUCAGUAAGCUCUCAUAUGACACUGUACCGCACUCUGCAUGUUACUUUGUCGACAGGAACAGAGAUAGUGGGGCUUUGCUCAUUGUAAUAUUGGUGAGUACUGAGCUCAUGCAGUGUGUAGCUACCAUCACAGACGUAACGGAUUGAAAGAUACUGACGACAAUAAUAAUUGACAUUUCUAGAGGGAUAGUGAACCAUGACUAGCACCAAUACUACGCCCAGUAUCAAUGGCAGUGACGACUAUUACACUCUGGACAACGCCACCUCUGAAUACACCUAUGAGUAUGACUAUGAGGAUUUUGCACCAUGCAAGUAUGACAGACACAGCGCUGUUUUCCUGCCUGUGUUUUAUUCCCUGCUCUUCGUGUUCGGGGUAAUCAGCAAUGGCCUCGUUGUGUGGGUCAUGUUGAUGUCUGUGAAGCUUCAGAGCAUCACAGACAUUUGUCUCCUGAACCUGGCUGGAGCGGAUCUUCUGCUACUCAUCACCCUGCCCUUCCUGGCCCACUACUCGAGAGCGGACUGGGUCUUCGGUCCUUUCACGUGCAAAGUCGUCAUGAGCAGCUACUACAUUGGCUUCAACAGCAGCAUCUUCUUCAUCAUAAUCAUGAGCAUCGACCGCUAUCUGGCUGUAGUUCAUGCAGUGAGUUCCCUCAAAACCAGAACACGCAGAUAUCAAGCCAUCAUGAUUGCUGUAACCUGGAUCGUAGGACUUUUGGCUUCAUUUCCUGAAAUAACGCUCAUUGAUGUUCAUUUACAAAAUCACACAAGCUUGUGUGAAGUUGGUUAUAAAAGUAAGGCACACCUGAGAGCAUUUGGCCUGUUUAAAAUGAAUGUGACCAGCCUUCUGAUACCAUUUUUCAUCAUGGUGGUUUGCUACUCGAUGAUCCUGAGGAGAAUACUCCUCUGCAAGUCAAAAAACAGGACCACUAUACGUCUCGUGCUACUGGUGGUCAUGGUGUUCUUCUGCUGUUGGACCCCCUACAAUGUUGCAUCUUUCUUCCAGGCACUAGAAGUGCUCAGUAUCUACACAGCAUGUGAAUCCAGCAAAGCCAUUCAGUUGAGCCUGCAGGUGACGGAGGCUCUAGCCUACUCCCACACCUGCUUGAAUCCCAUCGUUUAUGUCUUUGUGGGCCAGAAGUUCAGGAGGCACCUGUUUAAACUCAUAAUGCAUGUAUGAUAAGUUUAUGAUUUCCAGUGUUGCAUCAGAGUCAAGCAAAUCUCAU
This is a messenger RNA of Paramormyrops kingsleyae, 1790 nucleotides long. Lineage: Eukaryota; Metazoa; Chordata; Actinopteri; Osteoglossiformes; Mormyridae. The record is from RefSeq and is a predicted model, not a curated record.